CAUAAAAAAUUGUCUGCAACUAACGAUGAAUGUAAAUUCAUACCGAGAUAUAGAUCUACAGGAGAUUAACGUAUAAAGCACUCCAUAAUUGGGUAACCAUCACGCACUGGCAUGCGAGUGUCCGUCAAAAAAUAAAAUCGAGAAGAUUUAGACUUAAAGAAUUCUAAUGAACUACAGUAUGAGGAAACCAUCUUAAUUUUCAAUAUUCAUUAAGAAAUGGAAAUGAAACUUCCUUCUGCUUCAUAUGAAUCCAAACGGAAAGCUCAGAAAGAAGAAUCGAAUGACUCAAACAGUGUUUUUAAGAAAGCACGACAUGAAUGGCAAAUUAAGGGCGAUUCCAGCAAAGGUAAUAAAGCGUGUCAAAGCCAGACAAGGACAAGCCAAGACCUUGUGACACACAGCAAACUUCAAGAGGAUACAUCCUCCCAAGCUAUUCGCUCCACAUCUAGUGACAGGGCAUCAUAUCAAAUCAGUCAUGUUAGUGGCCCAGGUUUUCCUUCACAUGGUCAAUCCUCAAAUGAAACCGCACAGAGAAGAUUUAAUGGGCACCCUGCAGGUACUUUUGGGACUCCAAAAUCUAAAGAAACUUCAAGCUGUGUUAAUCCUGUAGUUAAUGACAGGACAAAAUCUGAUUGCUCCUUAGAGACUUGUGAUAUAACAGGAACAAAUAGCAGUCAACCUGCAUCUGAAUUCCAUUUAACAGAUCGAUCAGAUAUUGAUACAAAUUCAGAAAGUGCAGGUGCAUUCUUUGGACUUCCCUCUGUCAGUGUACCUUCAAAUAGUAGCAGAAGAGGAUACAAUCCUCAUUCUUCAACAAAUUCAACAGAUUCAAAUGAGUUUAACAGUUUUCUCGCCAAGCGCCAAAACAGUCAUAUAGCUAAAGCAGUGGUAGACAAUGCCAUCAAUAAGACUUUGGAGGACAUGGGGGUUUCUCCAGACACCAAUACCGAUAAUUUUGUGACUGGAAAGUGUAAUGUAGAGGAUGCUGGGAUAUCUCAGGCUAUACAGAGUCAAGGCCUCAUCCCCCAGCACCAGGCUUUACGGAGCCGGGACAUCAUCUCCCAGCAACAGGCAGUGUGUAAUGCUAGGCUAGCACCUAUUCUUUCCCAUGUUACACACUUAUCCGACAUGGUUUUCUCCGAACGUCAUUUUCAGCCAGGUUGUUUGGCAGAAACUCGAGACAUCAUUCUUGAUCAGAAUUUGACUUUUGCCAAUAAUUCUGCUGCAACAUCUGUAUCCAUGUCCAGUUCAGACCUUCUUGACCAGGCGGUAUCAAUGGCAAUAUCAUCCCAAGGUUUAGCUCUACAAAGAGAUAUUUCAUAGCCUUUUAGUUUGUCUGCAAUAAUUUAUUUCAGUUGCAAUUCAGUAAUUCAAUGCCUUUUCUUGCUGAUAUAUGUAUUGUCUUGAAUAUAUAUAUACAUGUAUAUGUCAUAACAUACUGGAUUUUAAAGAUGAUCAUGAAUUACCAGAUUGAAAUUGUGAUAAUUAUUUUACAAUACCAUUGGUUUGCCAGUAGUUUACAUGUUUUAUAUGUAUGAAUAUGCAUGAGCAGUUCUAAAUAGGUAAAUACAUAUACAUAUAUGCUAUAGUCAAAGAACCGUGAUAAAUCAUUGUUUUCCAUAUUAAUGAAGCGGUUUAUUUGAAAAUGGAUAAUGAUUGGUUUGAAAAAGAAAAAAGAAACAUGCAGUCAUCUGUUUUUUCACCAAUAAAAUGAUAAAUAGAAUUAACUCCCUCCCUCAUCGCUUUUAGAAAAAUUAGCCAGCUGAGAAUCAAGUAAAUUAUAUAAAUUAAUGUUAUUUAAUUAGCCUUACCUACCGGGGUAUUCAGUUUUAAAUGAGAUUACUAAUUAUGAAAUGACAUAUAGGCAUAAGUGUAAGAAUGUUUUGAACGUAAUAUAAUUUACCAAUUGACCCAUGUCGUAUUGUUGCGAUUGCAAUUAACUUCAAUUUAAUGUAAACGCUACAGUAAUUAAUCAAAGUGUGUUAUUCUGGACAUAGGGUUAAUUAUUAUUACAUGACAAAGUAGACUAGUUAAGAAUACCUGAUUUUGGAUAUUGUCAGUAAAAAAUACCUUGUUCAUAUUAGAUUUUUAAAAUCCAAUUAUUCCAUAGAAGAAAGAAUUAUAAGCUUCACAGGUGUAGUUUUAAGGUACAUGUAUUAUAUAAUUAGUUUGUCUAAGGAAAUUCUAUAAAAUUAAUUCACUUUUCCUUAGUAAAUUUUGAAAAAUGGCAAGCAUAUCAUGAUCAUGUACAUUAGUUAUUUUGAUUGCAAAAUUAUUUUCAUGAACAUGUAUACAUAUUGGUUUGCAGCUGUUUAACAGCAUUUGAAAGAUAGCCGGAAAUGUAUAUUUUGACUAGUGAAAUAUGUUUUAUAUAUAGAGAUUAGUUUAAAUUCUCCCCUUUGAAUUAGUAAGAUGCAUGUAAUUUUGUUUUUGAAGAAUUUUUUGGUUAUUCUUCGAUUCCAAAUUAUAAUUGUUUGCUUGGGAUCAUGAUUGGUAUAUAAUUAUUUAUUUAUGAUCUUCUCGUCUAGUUAACGUUGUUGAAUGUUUUUCUUCAUAAUGAUUUAGGAUAUUUUAGCAAUUACAUACCUAGUUUAAUGAAUUGUACUUAAUUAAUCAAAGUUCUAUAUAUCAAUGUAGUCAUAUGUUCGUUGAUAUUGUAACUUGUGAUGUACAUGUUUUGCAUGUAUGUAUUAAAUAUUAUACAGGACAUUUUGUACAUUAACAAUAGGUUGCCUUAUAAUUAACAUUAAAUUCUAGCAAUAUACACCUUUCUUUUGAUUUUAAAUUAUAUUUAUUUUAAAUUGGUCAAUCUUUGUUUUAGAUAAAAUUAUUAUAAAAUUUAACAUUUCAGAUUAUAUUAAUCUUAAUUAGUUCUUAUUAUAGCAAAAUGCUAAAUCUGUUGCUACCAAUUUCCUUUUAGAAUGUUGCAAACUGUAAUAUUACAUUUUAAAAUAUGUAUGUUUAAUUAUCCUUGUGUUUUCGGUAACCUGAGGUGAAGUCUCAUAUGAUCUAUAUUGUGAUGGCCUUUUGUCCUUCAUUGUCCAUUGUCGUUUGUCAUAAACAAUUUAUAUUUUCAAUUUCUUCUCAAUAACUAAUUAUAAGAGCUCCAGGCCUAGGGUCAUGAUAUUGGACCAGUAUUAGUCAUGCUGGGAUGAAGGUGUAUGAAGUUUAUACAAAAGAACGACCUUGACCUACUUUCAGGGUCACAGGACUGAUCAUGAGAUGUGUUUAAUAAUGGUUUAAAAGCAAAAUAUCUAUCAAAAAACACAUCAGAACUCAGUUGACUGUUAAGGCCCCUGGGCCUCUUGUAUAGGAGUAAUGCAUCUACAUGUACAUGUUUUUCUGAGAUGUAUUUCAUUUAUAUAUGUACACCAAUAAACAUAUGUUAUGGCGAACAAAUCAUCACUAGGCUUUAAAAUUAAAGUUAAUAUACAUGUUUUUCUGCUAAGUGCUUAAGCUUGCUUGUAUUAUAUUGCACAUUAUUUGGUUCUCAUGAUAUGUAUACUUAACAAGAAAAUGUUUGCCCUUCACAUGUUCCUCUAAAAAAAUGAUGAAUCUUUGUGGUUGUCUCAUGAUCAGCAGCAUUACUGUACAUGUGAAGCCCCCAGUUUCAGCUCCCUCCUUGCAGGUAGGGCCUUAGAAUUGUACCUCCUCAGGAGGCUUCUGCGCAUGCCGCCACUUCAUAAUUGUAAGAGGCAAUUAAAUUUAGGAUCUGAUUUUUUCUGGGUUUUUUUUUUUUCAUUAAUUUUUGUCUCCCAAACAUCUGCCUUGACACUGCCACGAGCAUUUGCCCGUGUGAUGAAGUCUUUGAGUUCGGACGGCUUAUACUCCUGCUUUGAUUAUAAAGCGCUCAGCAUUUAGGGAGUGGGACGAUUGGUUUACCUGUUCUCAUGAUCAGUAUGAUGUGACCGGUUGGGGUGUCCUGCUGGAUGUCUUUUGCAGUACAAUGUAUAUGGUUCAGUGAGGUAGCACUAAAAAGUCAACAACAUACUUCACACUCCCAAAAGGAGACAAACACAAAUAUACUGCAACAUUUCUAGUUUCUAACUGAACCCCAGAUUUAUGUAAAUUAGGCAACCUCCAGAUGGUGCAAAAGUUUGGUCUGAAGAUUAAAUUUAUAACAAGAAAGAUGUUUUAAAACUGAACACUUACAGUUUUCCCAUUUUUAUCCCUUUGGCAAUUAUGAAUUAGCAGUCUGUAGAGGGGAUCUCUUUCUAUAAUAGUAAUAGCUCAGGGGCAGGGCCUUGAUUUAGCUCUCGGUUAGGGUGUUUUCCUGUUUAUAUCUGAGGUUUCAAGUUGGCAGGUACCCAAACUCAGAGACAUAUAGAUCUAUAUAUGUCUCUGCCAAACUUAAAUGAUUUCUUGCAAAAGUUCAGUAUUUACCAUUAGAUUUAGGUAAAUCUAUAACUUGACUGUCUGAUUUUUCCUUUUUUUUUGUCUCCUUUAAAAAGCAGAAGACAUAUAGGUAUCACUACAUGUAUGUCAGCAUUGGUGUUGGCGAUGGCCUCUGCACAGAGGUUUCCAUGCGAUAACUUAAGUUCCCUUGAGCUGAUCAAAACCAAACUUUAUGCAGAUCAUUCUUACCACAAGUGCUUUCUUGAGAUUGCUUUUCAGGUCAAGAUCACUGAUACUAAAAAUAAUCCUUUGGAUCCAUCAAGCUCAAUAUUCAUGCUGUUUUCCUUAUCACAAGUGCUUGCAUUGGAUUGGGUUUUUUUUUUUGCCGACGAUUAAAGGUCAAUUUUGUUUGUUUGUUUUUGUUUAACGUCCUAUUAACAGCCAGGGUUAUUUAAGGACGUGCCAGGUUUUGGAGGUGGAGGAAAGACGGAGUACCCGGAGAAAAACCACCGGCCUACGGUCAGUACCUGGCAACUGCCCCACGUAGGUUUCGAACUCGCAACCCAGUGGUGGAGGGCUAGUGAUAAAGUGUCGGUACACCUUAACCACUCGGCCACCGCGGCCCCUUAAAGGUCAAUGUCACUGUUACUCUAAAUAGAAAAUGACGUUACUUAAAAGUUUAUUAUUUUAUGGCUCAAAACCAUCCUCUGCAACUUCUUUAUCUUAUAAACCUUAUUUUUAACUACAAGAUAAUUUAUUGGAAAUGUAUAACAUAUACACCACCUGUUACGACAAUAUUGUGUUCUCUUACUAUUCUCUGCUGGGUGGUGUACAUAAAAGCAUUAUACUUCAUACUAUAUACAUAGGUCCUAUUAAUAGUAAAUCUGUAUUGAGAUUCCAAUCCCAAUUUGAAGUCCUUUUUGUGUUAUUAUAUGUUCUAUUUAAAUUUCAUACUGUCAUGUAUAUGUAACUUUAAGUAUGUGGAAAUGAUAUAUUGAAAAAGUGAUUAAAGUUCCUCUCUGUUCAA
Messenger RNA from Pecten maximus, 5362 nucleotides. RefSeq lists its product as uncharacterized. Lineage: Eukaryota; Metazoa; Mollusca; Bivalvia; Pectinida; Pectinidae. The record is from RefSeq and is a predicted model, not a curated record. Bases 217 to 1323 code for a protein of 368 amino acids. The transcript is spliced from 2 exons.